Messenger RNA from Aegilops tauschii subsp. strangulata, 405 nucleotides. Lineage: Eukaryota; Viridiplantae; Streptophyta; Magnoliopsida; Poales; Poaceae. The record is from RefSeq and is a predicted model, not a curated record.
AUGGCUAACAGCAGCUCGACCUCACCGGAGAUCACGUCGAGAUGUGUCACGGUCAGGGAGCACACCGGUACGCUCAAUUUGGAGGUGACCGAUUAUCUGGGGCUCGUUGGCAUCGGUGUCGGCGAGCCCCUUACUUCGUCCGUCCUCGAAGUCGGCGGCUACAAGUGGAUGAUCAGCUUCUACCCAGACGGAGUCGAGAACUUUCAUGGCCACGCUGCAGCGUUUGUGCACUGUUACUUUGACAGCAAAGACGCGGAUGUGACCGCCAAGUUCACGCUGAGCAUCCUAGAGAAAAGGAGCCAGGUAAACGUAGCCAGCUUCGAUUCGAUGAAGCGCGUCUUCUCUCCGCGCGAUUACAAGACAUGGGGCCAUCACGGAUUCGUGGACAAGGCCAAGCUGGGAUGA